UUAUUUUGUCGAUAUAAAAAAUAAAUUACUGGAUUAUAUUACUAUCAGUAAAAUUACUUUGAAUCACUUUAAAAUCCCUAAGGUAUAUAUAGAUUAGGUAAAUGGUAAUUUUAUCUUCAACAUUAAAUUAAAUAGUCGUCUGUUUGUAAACCGUUGUCAAAGUUGCACGAGUCGCCAUCGCUGUCAUGGCAUCCAGGAGAAAGGCUGACAAUCUGUUCCGGGACAUGCUUGAUGACGACUUCAUACAAGUGUUUCAUCUAAAUCAUAUAGUCCAACGUUGUUUGGGUUUCGGUCGGGUUAACAUGAAAUAUAACUUCGUUACAGAAGUGUCAACUAUGUCCCGAUUGUACGCGAGUGCGAUUAUAUUCCUUCAUUCUUUAUCUAUUGUAAACGUCGUUAUAAAUUGUGAAACUAGCUUGACUACGAAAUUUACGAAUGAAAGUUUAAAAUUGUGCUUAAUUUUUAACGGAAGCAUCACUAGUAUAGUAAUUUGGCGAAACAACUUCUCAAAGGGGAAUGCUAAUAGCAUGCUUUACGUAAAACUCCAGAAACUGGAUCGCCACCUGAACAUGGGCGACAGAAGGACGUCGAACAGAAAAAUUACGUUGUUCUCAUUUAUUACGACAAUUCUAAGCGUUAUUCUUGGACUAGUCUGGAUCCUUGUUCUGAACCUCGUAUCGAUGAAACAGUUUUGUCCUACAACGUUCUUCGCUAUAUUUCCGACCUUUGGCAUCUACGCAGAAAUGUAUCUGUGUAUUCAUAUCAUGCUGUUUCUAAUGAAACGAGUGGAUUUCGUCAACAGAUGGUUGCAAGUUUUAAUACAAAAAAAGCCCAAAAUGCCCUGUAAUACUAGUAAUAGUUGGUUUACAUCGGACUUUCACGUUGAUGACCGCCAACGUAUUGAUAUCAUUCUUGCAAUGCAUUAUAUUUUAGACGUAGUGUCAGAUCUUGUAAAACUUUUCCAGUUUCAGAUUAUUGGCUUCAUUGCGAUGUUCAUCUUGUGGGAUUUCGUAACGAUGUGGAUUUUUGUUAAUUCUAUUAAAGAGCAGACAUCUAUCGACGUUGUUACGAUUAUUACCAAUGUACCUAUCACGAUAGCAAUGCCGACUGUAAUAGUUGUGGCAUGCUUGGUCGGAGGAGCUCUAACUAAUAAGCUGGAAAAAUCUAGAAAACUGUGUAUCAAUAUAACGUCAUAUUGCGAAGAUAAAACAAGAGCAAGUGCCAAACAAAUACUAUCACUAAUGACAGAAAACAAAUUGGAUAUUUCCAUUUACGAUAUUUUUAAUUUGAACAGUCGAUUGCCGCUCGAGUUAUUUGUCAUUACCGCUAAUUAUGCCAUCGUGUUCUUACAGUUCGCUAUGUUGUAAAAGAUCUACUUAGCAAUUUCAACAGUA
This is a messenger RNA of Plodia interpunctella (Indianmeal moth), 1394 nucleotides long. RefSeq lists its product as uncharacterized. The coding region runs from base 186 to 1367 and encodes 393 amino acids. Lineage: Eukaryota; Metazoa; Arthropoda; Insecta; Lepidoptera; Pyralidae. Gene Ontology annotation, biological process: sensory perception of taste. Gene Ontology annotation, cellular component: membrane. The record is from RefSeq and is a predicted model, not a curated record. The transcript has 4 exons.